Molecule: messenger RNA, 853 nt
Organism: Cladocopium goreaui
Lineage: Eukaryota; Dinophyceae; Suessiales; Symbiodiniaceae
Source: the annotation of a GenBank genome assembly
AUUCCACCGAUUCCACCGAUUCCAUCAUGGCUCCAUGGUCGAUCAUGGGCAUUGGCGCCUUGCUUGGAAUGUUAGCGGUGGAUGCAGUUUUCGAUUUUGGUGAUCCCAAUGCGGCAAAGUCCUAUUACUGCACCUUGCUGCCGACCCUUUGGAGCUUCCCCUUCGUUCUGCGAGUGGCGAUUCCCGUGGUCUUCUCCGGUCUUUGCGUCGUGGCCAACCUGAUCCAUAGCGGCAGCGGAUCGAUCUUCCACCUGGGCACCUGUGUGGUGUUGCUGAUAGGUGGCUUACCCUGUUUUGCCCUUUCAAUCGAUGCGGCACCUUCGGAAAGCAAAUGGCGUGUCCUGUUGUUGGCCACACGGCCAUGACGAAAAAAUCAUGACAUGCUAAGAGUUGAAGGGUGGCAGGCCUCACAGGCCAUUUGGAGAGUCACACCCUUUCCCUCGACUUCAAAAUCAAACAUCAAAUAACCCAAUUGGAUCCAUUUGGAUCCAGUUGGGUUGAUAUUUCAAGAGGUCCAAUAUAGAUCAAUAUAGAUCAAUAUAUUCAAUAUAGUAUAAUAGAUAUGUAUAGAUGAUGGAAUGAUUGAUGGAUGUCUGGUGUUUUCACCAAGGGUAGUUGUUGUUACAUAUUUUCACCCCAUUUUGCCAUGGACACACGGGACACAACGAGUGGUUUCAGCUGCGAGGUUUGGAAGAUGUGCUACAGCGAUCUGCUGCCAGAACUGGCAAUGUCAACGCUUCGCGGAGCUCACGGGGUAAUGGCUGUGAUCUUCGUGGUUAGUAUCCUUCUGGAAUCCGUGGGCGCCUCACGGAGCACAGCAAAAUCUGCAAAGACGCAAUGAGGAAAAAAAAGC